GCUUCUGCUUCUGCAGCCAAGCAUCUCUGCUUCUGCUCCCUGCCUGCCCGCCCUUCUGGGCUUGCAGCCUGCCACUUGACUUUCCCCAGCCCUGCUGCCAGCUGAGAAGUCUCCCUGCAGCUGCUGAUUUCUGCCUAGGACCAUGUGUGUGGAUGCUGCUUGGGAGAAGCCAGCCCUGGCUCCUGGCACUGAUCCCAGCUGAGUUUCUCCUGUUGAUUUUGGGACCACAGAUGCUGCUGUGAGGAGGUAUUUCCCGGCAUCCCUGCCUCUGCUACUGCCAGCUAAGGAUCAGCCCCAAAGUAAGGCGGGUGUCAGGAUGGGCCACGCUGUGAGAAGCUGAUGCUAGCAAGCGAGGUGUGAAGAGUUGGCCAGAAUGACCAACUCCUCCUCCACGUCCACCUCCUCCACCACCGGGGGAUCGCUGCUGCUGCUCUGCGAGGAAGAGGAGUCGUGGGCGGGCCGGCGCAUCCCUGUGUCCCUUCUGUACUCGGGCCUGGCCAUCGGGGGCACGCUGGCCAACGGCAUGGUCAUCUAUCUCGUGUCGUCCUUCCGAAAGCUGCAGACCACCAGCAACGCCUUCAUCGUGAACGGCUGCGCGGCGGACCUCAGCGUCUGCGCCCUCUGGAUGCCGCAGGAGGCGGUGCUCGGGCUCCUGCCCACCGGCUCGGCGGAGCCCCCCGCGGACUGGGACGGCGCCGGCGGCAGCUACCGCCUGCUGCGGGGCGGGCUGCUAGGCCUGGGGCUCACCGUGUCCCUCUUGUCCCACUGCCUGGUGGCGCUGAACCGCUACCUGCUCAUCACCCGGGCGCCUGCCACCUACCAGGCGCUGUACCAGCGGCGCCACACGGCCGGUAUGCUGGCGCUCUCCUGGGCGCUCGCCCUGGGCCUCGUGCUGCUGCUCCCGCCCUGGGCGCCGCGACCCGGCGCCGCGCCCCCGCGCGUCCACUACCCGGCCCUGCUGGCCGCCGCGGCGCUGCUGGCGCAGACGGCGCUGCUGCUGCACUGCUACCUGGGCAUCGUGCGCCGCGUGCGCGUCAGCGUCAAGCGGGUCAGCGUCCUCAACUUCCACCUGCUGCACCAGCUGCCCGGCUGCGCCGCCGCCGCCGCCGCCUUCCCGGGCGCCCCGCACGCGUCGGGCCCCGGGGGUGCGGCGCACCCCGCGCAGGCCCAGCCCCUGCCGCCCGCGCUGCACCCGCGGCGGGCGCAGCGGCGUCUCAGCGGCCUGUCGGUGCUGCUGCUCUGCUGCGUCUUCCUGCUGGCCACGCAGCCUCUGGUGUGGGUGAGCCUGGCCAGCGGCUUCUCGCUGCCGGUGCCCUGGGGCGUGCAGGCAGCCAGCUGGCUCCUGUGCUGCGCGCUGUCCGCGCUCAACCCCUUGCUCUACACGUGGAGGAACGAGGAGUUCCGGCGCUCCGUGCGCUCCGUCCUGCCGGGUGUCGGCGACGCGGCGGCCGCCGCCGCUGCUGCCACGGCCGUGCCCGCGGUGUCCCAGGCGCAGCUGGGCACCCGCGCCGCCGGCCAGCACUGGUGACCCGGCCAGGGCCCACGGGAAACAGGGAUGCCGGCUUCUAGCGUCCUUGGUGGGCAUCGCCUCCUUCCCUUGUAAAGUACCCCCUGUCUGAACGAAGACUCCUGCAGGCC
This is a messenger RNA of Enhydra lutris kenyoni (northern sea otter), 1638 nucleotides long. It is a transcript of the gene GPR88, whose product is annotated as G protein-coupled receptor 88. Gene Ontology annotation, molecular function: G protein-coupled receptor activity. Lineage: Eukaryota; Metazoa; Chordata; Mammalia; Carnivora; Mustelidae. Gene Ontology annotation, biological process: G protein-coupled receptor signaling pathway. Gene Ontology annotation, cellular component: membrane. Bases 374 to 1528 code for a protein of 384 amino acids. The transcript has 2 exons. The record is from RefSeq and is a predicted model, not a curated record.